AUGAAUGAAUUGAAAGAAGACAGAAAAGAAACAAGGGGGGAAAUCGAGGAUAACCAAAUGAAUAAAAUAAAAAAUAUGCUCAUCGAUUUAGAUGUUUUGAUAGAUAUAUCAAAAAUAGUUUUAUACAAAAAUGAAGAUUUUGAUUUGAAUCUUAUAAAUAAUGUAAAUAAUAAAUUUGUUGAAAGAAUAUGCAAUUUGUUGGUGAAUAAAAAACGAAAUAUAAUUCCCGAAGAUGAAUUAAUAAAUUUUAUUUUUUUAAUAAUAAAUGAAAGAGAUAGUCAAAAAAAUGAAAUAAAUUUUGAAAAAAAUAUAGAAGACUGGAAAAAUUUCAAAGAUAUUGAUGAUGAAUAUCCUAUAAAAAAUGAAAUAGAACAACUUAUUAAAAAAAUUAAUAAAUUUUAUUUUUAUUUUAAGGAAUUUAUUUUUAAGGAUAAAUUUAUAUUUAAAAAAUCGAAUGAAGAGAUAGGCAAAAAAAAUGAUAACAACUAUUUUGAUGGCGAUUUAAGGGGGGAAUUAUAUAAUAUAGAUGAAAGUGUAGAUGAAAAUAUGGAUGAAAAUGUAGAUGAAAAUAUGGAUGAAAAAUAUGGCUUGAACAUAUCAGAAAGAUUUAGUAACAAUUUGAGUGAAGAUAGUGAUGAAUGGACUUUUUCAAAUGAUGAGAAUAAAAAUUAUAAAAAUAAUGUUAAAGACAUAUUUAAUAACUCUAAAAAAAAUCAAGAAAAAAAAAAAAAAAAAAAAAUAUUCCAAAAUGAUAAUAUAUUAAGUAAUGAAAACAAUUUUGAAAUGGAUAGAUACAUAAAAAAUUAUAAAUCAGUCGAAAAAAAUGAUUUAUAUAAUAAUACAUAUUUGAACACAUCAAAUAUAUAUGAGAAAAAUAAAAAUUAUUAUUCUACUACUAUAAAUUUUGAUGAUACACCUAAUGAAUAUUAUGACGAAACAGUAGAAAAAGGGAUUCCAAAUAAAAGCGACAAAAAUAUUGCCAUUCACAAAUUUACGAACGAGCAUAUCGAAUAUGAUGAUAAUGAAAUAGAUAGUGAAAAUACACAUUAUUCUGUGAAAAGAUAUGGUAAAACUAUUGGGAAGGAGGAAAAAAGACAAAAUGAACAGAUUAAUAAGACAAUAAAUAUGAGAGAUAUAAAACGAAGUAUUAGUAUGCCAAAUAGGGAAAUAAAAUGUAUUAAAAAAAAUAUAGGGGAAAAAUAUACAAAAUGUGAAAAAUUAAAUAUUGAAGAUUCAGAAAAUGAAUUUAAUUAUUAUGAUAAUACUAUGAUCUCAUUAUCUGAUUCUUUUUUUACAUUUUCCAAAGGAAAAAAAAAUAACAAUAUAUUAAAAAAAAAUAACAAUAUAUUAAAAAAAAAUAAAAAUAUAUUAAAAAAAAGGUUAAAUAAUAAAACAUAUACCUUAACUUUAAAUAUACCUUCUACAAGAAAUAAUUUAAAAUUUGUUCAUAAAAAUGGAAAAAGUUGGAUAAAUGAAGAUAGUGAAGAAAAGAGAAUAAAAGUACCGACUGAUGUCUUUUUGGGACAUUCCGGUGACAUUUUUAAUGCACCUGAUAAUAUUAUUGACUUUUAUAAAAUAAAAAAUAAAUUUAAUCAUAAUAAUGAGUAUAAAGAAACAUUUGAAAAAAAUUAUGAAAUACAAAAUGAUCUGUCUAUACUGAAAAAUAGUAAAAGUGAAAGGAAUAAUUCUGUUAAUUAUAACCAAUUUGAAAUAAGUAAUAAUUUUAAUGGAGAUAGAAGAAUUAUGAACAAGUCAGGUAAUAUUGGUCAAAAUGAAAAAAAACAUUUCAAAAUUUCAAAUUAUAAUACUAAUGUAGAGAAUCAAUUUUCGACAGAAGAUGAUCAUAACGUUUUAGAGGUAAUAAAAAAUAGUUAUAAUAAAUUUUUCAAUGUAAAAAAUAUGAGAAACAAAAAAAAAGAAGAAAGGGAAGAUAUUGAAAGAAAUGAGGAUAAAAAUAUGACUUGUUCAUAUGAUAAAUUUACAGAAAAUAGUUUUUAUGAACAUUUUUAUGACCAUGUUAAUAAAAAUAUGACAUAUGAAGAAUGUGAUAAUAAUAAUUCAUAUAUUAAAAAAAAUGAUGAAUCAGAAUAUGAAAAUACUGUAACUAAGGAGUACAAAAGAGAGAGUGAAACAUAUUAUACAACGGAGAACGAAAUGUUAAAUAAUUACUUUGAUAAUAAAGAGGAGAUAAACACUAUUUUUUUUGAUAAAGAUGAUAAACAAGAAAUGAAAGAUGAUAUAGGGCAAAACCAAAAUAUAUACAAAUUUGAUGAUAAUAUUGAUUAUUAUAAAAAUAUUAUGAAUAAAAUGGAUAGUGAAAAUAACGAUGAUAUAUUUAAAAGGAAAAAUGAAACCGCUUUUAAUAAAACGAGUUUUAUUUUGUUAAAAAACAAAAAGGAAAAAGAUACAAGAUUGGAAAAAUGGCUAAAUAAAAUAAAUUCCAGAGAAAAUGAAAGAAAGAAAAGAGUUGAAGAAAAACAAAAACAAUCAAAUAAAAAAGAAUUAGUAAAUUGUACAUUUCAUCCAAUUCUAAAUCAAAAUUCAAUAAAAAAAACAAAAAUAAAAAUAAAAAAUAAAAUUAAUAUAUAUGAUCCAGGUAUUUCGGAUAUAGAACAUAAAGACAAUAUACAACAUUGUAAUAAUGGUAUAAAUAAAAGUUCUCGAUUUUAUAAUUUAAAACAAUUAAAUAGUAUAGAGAAAAAUAAAAAUAUAUCCAUAAAUACAGAUAAUAUAAUUUACCAAGAUGAAAAAUAUAUGAAUUUUGUAAAUCAUAAGUCAAAACAAAAUAGGUAUAACAUUGAUAAAUGUGUGCAAGAACAAAAAAAAAAAAUAGACAUAAAAAAUAAUAAUAAACGUUCAGAAAAUUAUAAUAACAAAAUAAACAAACAUGCGAUUAACCGAAAUGAAUUAUUAUAUUUGAAAGCUAUGAAAGGAAAAGAAAAAUUCGAAAAAAGAAAAAUAGAAUUUGAAAAGGAAAAAGAAGAAGCAUUUAAAAAAGAACAUAAUUUUCAUCCAAUUAUAAAUGAAAAUGUUAAAUUAUUUUUAUCUGAACAUCCACGAGGAUAUAAUAAAACUGUGAAUAGAAUAAAAAAAGGGGUUGAAGAUCAAAAAAGAGUACGUGAUUUUUUAAAUUAUAGAAACCCUUAUAAUUCAAUAAAAGAAAAUGAUGAAAAAAAAUCUACAAUGGGAAAAAAAACAACUCGUAUUUCACCAUUUAGUUUUGAUCAAGGGUUUUAUAAAGUUAAGAUAAAACCUAUUUAUUUUAAAACCCAAAUAAAAAUAUCUGAAAAUAAAAUUGCAUCGUUAUCUAUCUGUGAAGAUGAAGAUCCUCUAUAUAUUGUUGACAUUUUUUGUAAAGUUCAUGCAAUAAAAGAUGAGGAUAAAAAAGUGUUAUAUGAGUAUAUACUUGAUGAAUUAAGCAAAGCAUCUCUCAAUGAUUAG
Messenger RNA from Plasmodium yoelii, 3441 nucleotides. RefSeq lists its product as uncharacterized. The record is from RefSeq and is a predicted model, not a curated record. The transcript has a single exon. Lineage: Eukaryota; Apicomplexa; Aconoidasida; Haemosporida; Plasmodiidae. Bases 1 to 3441 code for a protein of 1146 amino acids.